UUUUUAUCUUGAAGAAAAUGGCCAAUUCAAAUUUCUUUCUCCUUUUUAUUUGUUUCGUUGCUUUUUUCGUAACGAGUCAUGCUUCAACUAGUACUCCAAUUCUUAGUUUGGAUAGCCCAAGUUUUCCAUUCACUCAAGCUAAGAACAUGAUCAGAGACCUUAAUUUGUUUCCCCAACGAUCCGUUAACAUCGUGGAUGACAACAAUGAUGCUCGUUUAAAAACAUCGUUGUCGUCUGCAGCAGCCAGUGAUAGUAAAUUGGUUGAGAAGCGGUUUAAGUUUCCGAAUAUUAUUGUUGAUGGUACUAAAGAUGUAUCAGUUGAUGAUUUGGGACAUCAUGCUGGUUAUUAUCAAAUCCAACACUCUCACGAUGCUCGGAUGUUUUACUUUUUCUUCGAAUCACGCGGUCACAAAGCAACAGAUCCUGUCGUAAUUUGGUUGACUGGAGGACCAGGAUGUAGCAGCGAGCUUGCACUCUUUUAUGAAAAUGGUCCUUUUAAGAUUGAGAAAAACUCUUCCCUUGUGUGGAAUGACUAUGGUUGGGACCAGGCAUCCAACUUAUUGUUUGUUGACCAACCUACUGGAACCGGCUUUAGUUACAGCUCUGACAAAAGAGAUAUACGUCACGAUGAGCAGGGUGUCAGUGAUGAUCUAUAUGACUUCUUACAGGCCUUUUUCAAAGAGCAUCCUCAAUUUGCAAAGAACGACUUCUUCAUAACCGGAGAAUCAUAUGCUGGCCAUUAUAUUCCUGCUUUUGCUGCUCGAGUCCACCAAGGAAACAAAGCCAAGGAAGGAAUCCACAUAAACCUCAAGGGUUUUGCCAUUGGAAAUGGACUCACUGAUCCGCUAAUUCAAUACAAGGCGUAUACUGAUUAUGCAUUGGACAUGGGGAUUAUCAAGGAGUCUGAUUAUAAAAGCAUCAACAAGAGAAUUCCAGUAUGCGAGACAGCUAUAAAACUUUGUGGCACUGAUGGGACAACAUCUUGUAUGGCUGCAUACUUGGCAUGCAACUCCAUUUUUAGCUCAAUCAAAAACAUUGCUGGAAAUAUCAAUCACUAUGACAUCCGCAAGCAGUGUGAGGGAAGUCUCUGCUAUGACUUCUCUAACAUGGAGACUUUCCUUAGCAAGCAAUCGGUUAAGAAAGCUCUUGGUGUUGAAGAUAUAGAUUUUGUUUCGUGCAGCCCUGUUGUAUACCAAGCCAUGAUUAUGGACUGGAUGAAGAAUUAUGAAACCGGCAUUCCUCACCUCCUUGAAGAUGGGAUUAAGUUGCUUAUAUAUGCUGGAGAAUAUGACCUUAUAUGCAACUGGCUCGGUAACUCUAGAUGGGUUCAUGCAAUGGAAUGGAGUGGCCAGAAAGAGUUUGUUGCAUCUGCUGAUGUUCCUUUUGAAGUUGAAGGUUCUGAAGCUGGCCUCUUAAAAACCCACGGGCCACUAAGUUUUCUCAAGGUUCAUGAUGCCGGUCAUAUGGUUCCUAUGGAUCAACCAAAGGCAGCUUUAAGCAUGUUAAAGAGGUGGACUAGGGGAUCACUUUCUGAAAGUGGUGACCCUGAAUCAAUAGCUUCUUCCAUCUAAUCAGCAACAGCUCGAUGUUGGCUAACCUGAUGUAAAAAAGAUCUGUGGUUUUGUUCUUGGAUAUUUAUGUGCUUAACCAAGUGGAAUCAUAAGAUACCGGCUAGAAUAUUGGAUGGUUUCAUAUUUUGUGGACCGCUCUUGUUGGCCAUCAGUGCUUUUAGCUGAACAAUGCUUUCUAUGAUGUGCUUAUCAAUAUUAGAGAUACUAAACAUAAAUUUCUAUCAAA
Molecule: messenger RNA, 1797 nt
Organism: Erigeron canadensis
Lineage: Eukaryota; Viridiplantae; Streptophyta; Magnoliopsida; Asterales; Asteraceae
Product: serine carboxypeptidase-like
Exons: 9
Coding region: 18-1571 (517 amino acids)
Biological process (GO): proteolysis
Cellular component (GO): vacuole
Molecular function (GO): serine-type carboxypeptidase activity
Source: RefSeq, a predicted model, not a curated record